GGGAUGGGCAGAGCCACCGGGGUGUUCAGGGUCCAGGCACUGAGGUGUGUGUGGUCCAGGCUGUGCUGAGAGAACAAGCAAGCUUUUAGCAAGCAUUUAAGUCAGAGAUCUCACCAGGAGUAGCUGUUUCUGCCUUGCUUUGGAGGAGAGACUGUUGCAGGUGACUCUAGCUGGGAGAAGCUGCAGAGAUGUCAGGGAGGACACCAGCCAAGGAGGACGUGGCAAGCGGUAACAAAAGAGGAGAAAGCAUUUUCUCCCUGGCACCUGGAUGGCAGCAGGGAGAUAAAAACUGGGAUCAGAACAGUUACAAAGCAAGAGGAAGGAAUGGGAGCUAAGACAGCCUUGAAAGUACCAGCAGCAGGCUAGUGAAUGCAAAUGAAUGGGAGGGACACUGCAGCAGGUGAGGAAAUCCUCAUUAAGGAGAGCUUAAUGAGAGAAUAAAAGCCUCUGGGAAGCCUCACAGUCCUCACACCUCUUCUCUGGUGAGACUUCCCUGGUGAGUAAAAUUUUUAAGUAUCGUGCUCUUGAACUUGGGUAAUUGACUUGUUUGAUGAGGUCAAAGACAGUGCAGGGGUCUGAGAACAGAGCCUCUUCCAGAGCUCGCUGAAAUCAGGCAGGAAAUAAUCCAGGGAGUUAGAGGAGAGGUUCUGGUAGAAAGCUUUUCUGUGAAGGAGAUGCUGGUAAUAGUGUCAGAAAGUGGGGUAGGCUGAAGAGACCUGGGUAAGGCUCAGCCUUUUUUUGGUGUAGCAGUUGGGUGAGGAUCCCACUCCCAGCAUGGGUAUUAAUCUGCUCUUGCUGAUCCAGGGCUGCUCCUGCUGGGCACCAAACUGGGGAGGACACAGGGUGCUCUUUGCUGGUUGCCCUUUGCUGCUUCCCUGCACCUCUCCCAGCUCCUGAUUAUCGUAAGGGCCAAGGCUGGUACCAAAUCUUUCUUUGCACCUUGCAGCUGUGCAUGCAAAGCACAGGAGAUGCUCUCGUACACUGAGUUCUGCUUUCAUCUGCAAAGUUGCUCUCCAGUGACCAAGACAAACCCUUGCUGUGCUCACUGGAUGCCUGCACAGGGCAUGGUGCCUGUGUGCUCUCUGGAGAGGAGGUGCAGCUUAGUGAGGCAAAUGGCAAAUCAUGCUGAGACCCAGCCGGUAGGACAAAGAGGAACAGAGCACUAAUUAGUGUUUGUCACAGACUGUGUAGCUGUUCAAAUUCCUAAAAUGACACGAUUUCACUGUGCAGUCCAACCAAUUUUGCCUAAAAGCCAUUCAAAGGGCAAACCACACCCGUAAACAUCAGGUGAUGGACGUGAACAGGAUGUUCCACAGACUUUGCAGGACAGAGCUGCCCACGCACAGCAAAGCAGAGGGAAUCUGUGAACCAAACAGGAGGCUCCACUGCCAGCUUUUGUUUCAGGGCAGUGUUUGUCCAAACCCUCACUCUGAUAUCCAGCUCAAGCCACCUCUCUGUGCAGGACCUGUCACACUGCAGAAAUGCCUCUUUUUCUAUAAACACUUUGCUGACGGCCAAGGCCAGAUGGCAGCGCGGUGUCCGGCAGGGAUGGAGAUGCCCAGAGCAGCGCUGUUCCAUCCCUCUCUGCUGGGAAUGCAGAUGUGAGCUCCAAAAUAAUGGCACUUUGUGGACAUCACCGCUUUAUUCCACAUGGAUUUUGCACCACGGGUGAAAUAUUGCUUUCAAAGAAUGACAACAGCUGCCUCAGCAAGUGGAUUUGCUGUGCAGGAGGUCAUUAUUUACAGCUGCCAGCUUUAUUGAAUUCUUCCUUAUAUUUCACCCUUAUUUUCUUUUAGAAGUGGCAGAACAACUUAGGGUUGAUGUUUUGUGUGCCAUCUACUGAAAUUGGGGCCAUCAUGAAUAUCACCAAGGGUGGGCUGGUGCUGUUCUCAGCUAAUUCCAAUCCCUCAUGCAUGGAGCUGUCCAGGAGGAUUGCUGAGCGCUUGGGAGUUGAGAUGGGGAAGGUCCAGGUUUAUCAAGAGCCAAACAGAGAAACGCGAGUGCAGAUUCAGGAGUCUGUGAGAGGAAAGGAUGUAUUUAUCAUCCAAACGGUUUCAAAGGAUGUGAAUACCACGAUCAUGGAGCUCCUGAUCAUGGUGUAUGCGUGUAAAACCUCCUGUGCCAAAAGCAUUAUUGGAGUGGUUCCUUACUUCCCCUACAGCAAACAGUGCAAGAUGAGGAAAAGGGGCUCCAUUGUCUCCAAAUUGCUGGCCUCCAUGAUGUGCAAAGCUGGACUAACUCAUCUUAUUACCAUGGAUCUACAUCAGAAGGAAAUUCAGGGUUUCUUCAAUAUUCCAGUUGAUAACUUGAGAGCAUCCCCAUUUUUACUGCAGUACAUCCAAGAAGAGAUACCAGACUACAGGAAUGCUGUAAUUGUGGCCAAAUCUCCUGCGUCUGCAAAGAGGGCACAGUCGUUUGCCGAGCGCUUGCGGUUGGGAAUUGCCGUGAUCCACGGGGAAGCUCAGGAUGCCGAGUCUGACAUGGUGGAUGGUCGGCACUCCCCUCCCACAGCCAAAUACGUAGCUGCUAUCCACCCCAGCCUGGAGAUCCCCAUGCUGAUUCCCAAGGAAAAACCACCCAUCACAGUUGUUGGAGAUGUAGGAGGAAGAAUAGCUAUCAUUGUGGAUGACAUCAUAGAUGACGUUGACAGCUUUCUGGCUGCUGCUGAGACCCUCAAGGAGAGAGGGGCCUACAAGAUCUUUGUCAUGGCCACCCACGGCCUGCUGUCCUCAGACGCUCCCCGGCUGAUCGAGGAGUCUGCCAUCGAUGAGGUGGUUGUUACAAACACAAUUCCACACGAAAUACAAAAACUUCAGUGCCCUAAAAUCAAGACUGUGGAUAUCAGCAUGAUCCUGUCAGAAGCCAUUCGCAGGAUCCACAAUGGGGAGUCCAUGUCGUACCUUUUCAGGAAUAUAGGAGUGGAUGAUUAAAGCGUCUCCCUCUAAAGAAACACCCCGGGCCAAACUGGAAGCAAACAGAGAAUGAGCUGUGAAGCAUCGUGCUUACCUUAAUAUUUCCAUUGAGCCACUUCUUGUUUUCUCUUGGUUUAAAUAUCAAGGUAGAACAGUUUUUAAGACCUGUUUGGUUGUUGGCUUUUUUUUCCCUUCGCAGGGUUUUUUUGGGGGGUUGGUGGGAAUAAACAUUUUACAAAAAACUGUUCUAGUUGCUUUUAGGUUAGUUGCACUAUACAGGAUGGAAAAAUCCCACAAAACACUUGAGGCAAGAAUUUGGCUUCUAAAUUAAGCAUUCCUUUUCCAAAGCUGCUUGCUACAAGUGCUUUAAAUGAUAACAAAAUGAAGUGACUGUAUAAUAUUUGCAUUUUAAAAGCCAAAAAGGUCGUACUGUUGUAUGCAGUUCAGUGAUUUUGUAGGAGUGCUUUUAUAGAAAAGCAUAUGGAAUAUGCACCUGUAUUUAUUUUCUGCAACAAAGAAUAAAGACUUGUUUUGUGUGAGCUUUC
Molecule: messenger RNA, 3457 nt
Organism: Poecile atricapillus (Black-capped chickadee)
Lineage: Eukaryota; Metazoa; Chordata; Aves; Passeriformes; Paridae
Gene: PRPSAP2
Product: phosphoribosyl pyrophosphate synthetase associated protein 2
Exons: 13
Coding region: 1821-2930 (369 amino acids)
Biological process (GO): purine nucleotide biosynthetic process; 5-phosphoribose 1-diphosphate biosynthetic process
Cellular component (GO): cytoplasm; ribose phosphate diphosphokinase complex
Molecular function (GO): magnesium ion binding; ribose phosphate diphosphokinase activity
Source: RefSeq, a predicted model, not a curated record